AUGAAGUCCCAAAUGGAUAUUUACUCACUUCAAAUUGUUGCAAAGUACUUCCUUUUAGUUGAAGACUAUAUCAAUGUUAUUCAAGUCAACAAAAAAUUCCAAUACCUCACUGAUAGAUUUCGAUAUAAUCCAAUAUCAAUUUCUAGUUUAAAGUUGUUUCCUUUUAUUGAAACUCUCCACUUGUAUACUCGAAAAGAUGCCGUCUUUCCUUCUAUUCCAAGAAUAGAAUAUCACUAUCAAAUUUCCAUUUCGGAUUCAAUUAAAAUAACAAUAAUGGCAACUCUGAAUCAUACAAAAGUUGUAUUCCACAAUAUUAAUUUAAAAAUAGAAGACUUUUCAUGUGGUGAUAUAACACACUUAUUAUCAGUUGCAAAUACACUUCCAGAACGCUGCUUUCAAAUGUCUUAUUUUACUUCGUUGAAUAUUCCAGACAACAUCACCCAAAUAGGUUGCCAAUGUUUCAGUAUGGCAAAUCGAUUACAAUAUGUUACAAUAGGAAGAGGUCUGACUGCUCUUCCCAACUUUGCGUUUUCUGAAUGUCAAAAUUUGAAAUCAAUUACACUACCAAACACACUCACUAAACUGAGUAUGGGCGCAUUCCAAAUCUGUGGAUUGAAUUCGUUUACAUUUCCAGAAAGUGUCAAAGUAAUAGGAAGUUGCCUCUUCUCAACAAACAACAAUUUGCAGCAGAUUUCCUUUCCAAAGAACAUGAAAGUAAUUCCGUAUUGUGUGUGUUACAACUGCCCAAACCUCCGCACGGUGACUUUACCUGACAAUUUAGUUGAAAUUGAGUUUCGCGCUUUCGAUCAGUGCAAUUUAGACAAAAUUAACAUUCCGUCGAAUUUAUUGUUCUUUAAAAAGGCGUUCAGCUCUCAAAAUCUUUUGAAACAACUGAAUUUCCCAAAGCAGUGUCUUAUUGUUGAUGUAGAUAAAUUAAUUCAAAAUGGAGACAUCACUCAAAACGACAAAAAAUAUAUAGUCACACCUUCACUCUCAAUGAUACCAAAAAAUCUAUUUAUGAGCAAUGGAUAUGUCAAAUCAAUUGUACUCUCUCCUUCUGUGUUAAAUAUUGAAGAAAGUGCAUUUUCAUUUAGUCACUACUUGACAAGUGUAGAGAUGUGUUCGAGUGUUUCGUAUAUUGGAGAGUCUGCUUUCUAUUACUGUGCAAAUUUAAAGGAAGUUGGGACACUCAAAGGUGUUGAGUAUAUUGGAAAGGAUUGUUUUAAUAAAUGCAGUUCACUUGAGUCUCUUUGUUUCAAUGAAAAUGUACACAUUGGAAGUGGCGCACUUCAUCAAUGUGUUUCCCUCACUCAACUAGAGGUGCCACAUACAAACGGAAAUGUUUCUUUUGAAGUGUCUUUUGAUAGUAUUGGGGCAUUUGAAAGUUGUGGGUACACGUGCAAAAACAUUAAAGUUGAUUAUGAGAUGUUCUCAUUUAACAUAGACGCUCCAACACCAACUGAUUUUGAGUAUCCCGUUGGGUGGUGUGGGUCCUUUAGAAGUAGAGUAUUUAAUUCAAAUAAUUUGACUCAGUUUGCCGUGCCAAAUUGUGUGACUUCUCUUGGAAACAGUUUUUUCAGUGAUUCAACAAAAUUGAAAGAACUAAUUCUUUCCAAUUCAGUGAAAGAAAUUGGAGAUUUAUGUUUCUCGGAUUGUCAUAAUUUAGAGCGUAUUACUAUACCCUCGAUACUAACUUUCUUUGGAAAAAAUGCAUUCAAAAAUUGCAAUAAGUUAACUUCAAUUGAGUUUAAUGGAUGUCAACAGUGGAGUGGUUAUGUCACUUAUAGAGAGUUUUUAAUACUCAAACGAUGUGGUAUAAAAUGUGUUAAUAUGUAUUUGGAUUCCAUUGAAUAUGAACAGAUGAAAAUGUUUCUUCCCAUGUUCAAUUGUUUGGAAGACUUUUCUGAGUGUAACAAAUUGGAGUACAUCUCAAUACCAUCAACUGUUUCUGUACUUGGAAAACAGUGUUUUAGUGCGUGUCACUUUUUGAAGGAAAUCAAACUUGUCGAAGGACUCUGUGAGAUCAGAGAAUGUGCCUUUGAAAAAUGUUAUUCACUCAAAAAUGUUAUAUUUCCCAAAAGCCUUCAUACUAUUGGUGAAAAGUGUUUCUAUGGUAAUGUAGCAAUGACUGCGGUAGUAAUUCCUAAUACGAUAAAAUCACUUGGGAGAAUGGCAUUCGCAAGAUGCACUAACUUAAAAAGUGUGAUCAUUACAGAGUCUCUUAUCAACUCAAAUAGUGUCUUUGACUAUUGUUACUCAUUAAGUAAUGUAACUUUAACUCAACACGAUGGAGAGAAAUGCACUGUCUUUGGUUCUUUGUUCACUAACUGCGGGUCUUUGAAAACAAUAGAAAUUCCUGAGACAAUAGAACAUAUUGGGAGAUGUGCAUGUGCUGGGAUGAGUGCACUUGAAAGUGUGGUUUUACCUGAAAAUAUCACUUCAAUUGGAAAAAACGCGUUUUCAAAUUGUACAUCUUUAAAAGAAGUGCUAUUUAAUAAUAAAAUCAAAAAUAUCGAAGCUUUUGCUUUUUUCAAUUGCAAAUCUCUCAAACGAGUACAAUUGCCCGAAUCAGUGGAUCAUAUUGACAAAGAUGCCUUUUCAAAUGAAACUGAAAUAAGAAAGUGA
Molecule: messenger RNA, 2625 nt
Organism: Entamoeba invadens IP1
Lineage: Eukaryota; Evosea; Mastigamoebida; Endamoebidae
Exons: 1
Coding region: 1-2625 (874 amino acids)
Source: RefSeq, a predicted model, not a curated record